Archocentrus centrarchus (flier cichlid) is the source of this 4684-nucleotide messenger RNA. RefSeq names its product hedgehog interacting protein (gene hhip). Bases 410 to 2551 code for a protein of 713 amino acids. The record is from RefSeq and is a predicted model, not a curated record. Lineage: Eukaryota; Metazoa; Chordata; Actinopteri; Cichliformes; Cichlidae. The transcript is spliced from 14 exons.
GGAACGUCACGGCUUUUUUUUUUUCUCUUUUCACUUCACGGUGUUUUGGGGGAUUUGACUUUUUUGUACUCAUCAGGAUAAACUGUGUUAUUGUUUUGCUUUUAUAUUAUUAUUAUUUCGAUUUUCGAGUUAUACUGUGUGACCAGAAGGGAAAAGUAGGGCUAAUUUAUUUUAAACACCUGUUUUCAUACUAACGAAUCACAUUUAAGACACCUGCGUUUACACAUUUGUCUUUUUUUUUAAACAGCUUCUUCCUGCGUUGAGAAAUAUAUACAUAUAUAAAUAUACUGCACUCCAGGAUAACAUCUCUCUUUUGAAAAAGGGACGCGUUGUAUUUUUUUUAUAUUAUUAUCAUCAUUAUUAUUAGUAUUAUUAUUAUAAGCUUAUUUUUUUAUAAUCUUUUGAGACUAUGAAGCAUUUGCAAUUUGUGCUCGUCCUGGCCAUCGCGGUCAACGUUUGGGAAUGUGGGGACGCGAAGUUUGGCGAGAGGGGCGAAAUGAGCCCCAGGAGGAGAAGAUGUUACGACGGAAGCUUGCCCAAGCGGCUGAAGAAAAGGGAGCGAAAACUGUUGCUUGACGGCAGCAGCGGAGGAGAAGUUUGCCACAGGCUGUAUCCUCGCGUAUCCUGCUGCCCCACCAGGAGAGCCGCCUAUCAGAUCCUGCACCGCAGGGAUCCCAGGAUUUUCUCCACCAACAAUACAGAAUGUGGACGUCUCCUGGAGGAGAUCAAGUGUGCUCGCUGCUCCCCCAAUGCCCAGGUGUUGUUCCACUCCUUGGACAUGGAUAAGAUGCCACACAGGGAGCCAGACCUGCCACGACUCUGCCAGAACUUCUGCCGCGAGUUCUACUACACCUGCAGGGGGCACAUACCAGAACUGUUCCAAGCUGAUGUGGAUGAGUUCUGCCAGUACUAUGGGAGGAGAGAUGCUAGUUUAUGCUUUCCAGAUUUUCAGCGAAAGCAACCACAUCAUCAAGAUUCUAACUACUUGGGAGAUGAGAAAGUAGAAGAAAUCACCCGGAAACACAAACACAACUGCUACUGUGCCCAGGAGGUGUUGAGUGGUCUAAGGCAGCCGGUGGCUGUGGUGCACUGUGGAGAUGGUUCCCAGCGGCUCUUUGUCCUUGAGAGGGAGGGAAUUGUCAGGAUACUCAACCAUGACCUCGAGCUAAUUAAGGAGCCUUUCUUGGACAUCCACAAGAUAGUGCAGAGCGGCCUGAAGGGUGGAGAUGAAAGGGGCCUGCUAAGCCUGGCAUUCCACCCCAAUUACAAGAAGAAUGGCAAGCUCUACGUCUCCUACACCACCAACCAAGAGCGCUGGGCCAUCGGACCACACGACCACAUUCUCCGUGUGGUUGAAUACACCGUUUCGAGGAAGAACCCAAACCAGGUGGACACCAGGACAGUUCGAGUGCUAAUGGAAGUGGCAGAGCUGCACAGGAAGCACCUGGGGGGGCAUCUUCUUUUCAGCCCCGAUGGUCUGUUGCACAUCAUACUGGGAGAUGGCAUGAUCACUUUGGAUGAUAUGGAAGAAAUGGAUGGACUCAGUGAUUUCACAGGGUCCAUCCUAAGGGUAGAUGUAGACACGGAUAGUUGUACAUCACCAUAUUCCAUACCGCAGAGCAAUCCCUACUUCAACAGCACCAACCAGCCACCUGAAAUCUUUGCACACGGAUUGCAUGAUCCAGGCAGGUGUGCAGUGGAUCGACUUCAGACAGACAACGGGAGUCUUGUAAUCCUUUGUACGGACGCCAGUGGCAAAAACACAACAGCAGGAAGAAUAUUGGAAAUUACCAAGGGGAGGGAUUAUGAAAAUGAACCCUCUGCCUAUGACCUGCAGUCCAGUGGAGGAGCACCACCUGUGGGGGGUUUCAUCUACAGGGGCUGCCAGUCUAGGAGACUUUAUGGCAGUUAUGUGUUUGGAGAUAAAAAUGGUAACCUUCGCAUCCUUCAGAAGUCGACAUUUUCUACAUCAGCAAGUGGUGAAGAGUGGCAGGAAAAAGCUCUGUGCCUGGGCUCAGCUGACUCCUGCGGCUCUACUCUUGUUGGACACAUCUUGGGUUUUGGAGAGGAUGAACUGGGUGAAGUCUACAUACUGGCAAGCAGUAAAAGCAUGAUGCAGUCACACAGCGGGAAACUCUACAAACUGGUAGACCCCAAAAGCACUUCUCAGAGAGAGCGUGAGAUCCUGCAGGCCUACCUGUUCAAGCCUCACACUCCUAAGGACUGCCAGCGUCAGGUGGAGCCACCAGAGCUGCUGAUGACAGCUUGUUCCAGGCACUGUAAGAACGGACGCUGCACUCCUAAUGGCAAGUGCUGCUGCAGCCCCGGCUGGGAGGGACACUUCUGCCGAGCUGCCAAAUGUGAACCAGCCUGUCGCAACGGAGGAGUCUGCAUGGAGCCUAACAAGUGCCUGUGUAAGAGUGGCUACUCCGGCAACCAGUGUGAGAAGAGCGAACGGGGUAUGCCCAACGAUCAGGAGGAAGACGGCAUACUGGACCACAUCAUUGACAUGACCUCGUACCUCUUAGACCUGACCAGCUACAUUGUAUAGGGGUGCGCAGCAGGGGCAGCUCCCCAUCGUCCAUCCUCAAGUCAACACACAUCUACCUAUCGCCCUCAGAAGACUCUUAAUGAGGUUUACUUAUGUGGCCUCUUAAUGUCCCGCUCACAUCCACACAGGCAUGUACCCACACAAACACAUACAGGACCCCCAUGAGACUGCUUUUAAUCCACAUCACCAUACCAAGCUUUUCCUCUCCUUACCUAUAAGCUACUUUUCUUGAGCACCAGGCCUGGCAUCCAAGCCGUGUUCACAUUUCAAAGAGUCCUGCAGACAGCUGAUUGAUGAGUUCCAUUAAGACAUUUCCUCUCUUGCUCAGAAAAUGCCUUCACACGGCUGGCUUCACAGGAACAGGAACUCUGCCGGAGCAGACUGUUUUUUCCCUGAGACUUUUCUGUUGCCUUACUUAAGACACCCGAAAAUGGAUUUUGAGGUAUUUUAGUGGAGACAGUUGAUUAUUCAGGAGUUCAUUAAGGAUUCAGAAUUGGGUGGUGUGGCCCAAGAUCCAGUUUGUGUUCAUGGUCCGUUGAAAACCGAGCAACGAAAUAAAUGUCUGUGUACUCAGACUGUGAACAUGAGACAUGGGUCUCAUAGAGCCUGCAGUGCUUUGAGCUUUACUAUUCCAAAAGCACUAAUACAAGAGAGGCCAUGUUGACUCAUUUAUGUUCUGUUUAGUUUGUGGGCACGUUGUCAUAAAAAGCAAUUAACAGCAUAAAGAACGUAUACUUUGUUUGGCAUCACUCACUUGCUAUCUGUGUACAGAGUGGAUCUACACACACAGAAGUAGGAAUGACGAGUAUUCCUACUUCUGUACUUUGUCAGCGCCAGUUUCAUUCAAUCUGAAUGGAGUGUUCGACUCCCAUGCACUGUAUCAUUUUCAUUUCAUUCACUUUAUUAUUCAAAAUGAAUUUUGACAUUUAUUAGAAGCGCAGUGAGAGUGGUUUCACAUUCACACACCACACUGUCACAGGUAUGGUUUAACAAACUCCUUUCAUUGCAUCACACACUGAAGCAAAAGGUUGAAGUCAAAACUACAAAGGGAAGGGAUGAAAUGCGCUGAUGUAUAUUUCCAAUAGAGCUUACCUACUUAGCAUUGCAAGAAAAAAAUUUACAAAAAAAACUAUAGCAUUACUAUUGUUAUCAUAGAGGAGGGUUUAUUUUUUUAAGCGUAAUAAUAUAUGGGAGAAUAUGGUGUUUAUAGAAAGCAAAUUUACACUAAGCUUGUCAGUACGUCAUUUUGUGUUGUACUUAUACAUAUGCAGCUUUUAUAAAAGAGACAUGAGGAUGUUUUUUCACCCAGUGUAAAAGUAACACAUGUCCGUGCCUGCAAAGAGUAAUUCGGAGCAGUUGGUGAAGCCGAUCUAACUCUUCCCCCCACACACACAACAAGACUGUCAGAAAUGUGUCUCUGCAGUGAGAUGAUCAAAGAUCUUGUCGGGCCUCCAAGUCAGUGUGGAAGCAGCUCACGGUCAGAGGCAGAGCUGAGAUUAACCUGAGGGAAAAAACGUCAAGCUCACAUACUCUAAUGAGCAUCUGACUUCUCCAGUUUAAGGCAGACGGUUUAACAGAUUUUACAGAUGCACAUACAUGCAUUAUUUUGAUGAUGAUCUUUUGCCACUUCACUUCUCGUAAAGCCAGUCUUCCCAGAACCACCAGCUGUUUAACAGUUUUUAAGGCAAGCAUUUAUCCUUGUACUUUUUCCACAGCUUUUAUUUUGAAAAUCAGGUUUCAAGAACCAUGGUCAAUUGAAGUCUAGUGUCCAUAAAUGAUAUACUUGUCGUUCAUCUCCUACUGUCCUUGUGUUUGCUGAAAUAAAACAACUGUACCUGGUCUUAAUAAAUCAAAAAGGAAUUCAUGCUGUAAAAUGGAAAAUUAUAAUUUUUUUAGCACUUAAUGUGAAAGUUGCAUUGUAGCUGCUGAGAUGGCGUGGUGUGAAUAGAAUAACCAUUUUCAUUAUUUAAGUAGUUACACAAAUAAAAUAAUUAUUUAAAUUCUCUAUGUUGUUUUUACCAUUGUACUGUAUGUGACAAUUUUGUAUUCCUGUAUUGUAAAUAAAAGUAGGGAUAACUUGGUUUCUCUUCAGAAAUAUCAAUAUGUCUAUUAAAAUUUAUAGCAUGUCUGAAA